AGCUAUCAGUUGAAAACAUGCCCGUCGAACCGGAGGACGGUAUAAUAGCAAGGCCCGUGUUUUAAUCGUACAGGUGUGUGUUUUUUUCACGGAAGUACCGUAGUGAUACCAGUUUCCUAUUUUUUUGGAAUAAUAUCAUACAUUUCAAACCACGUACACUAAACACGGAUGGAAUAAGAAGCCGUUUUAAUACAGCGGUUUUCAACGAAAAAAAGUUUGGAAUGUUUUCGAAUGAUGAAAAAUCAACUACCACAGUACGAUAUGCAUAGUAAGCAUGUCAAGUCUCUCACGUGGUCUGUGUCUUUGCACCUGUCGAGAGGUACUCGAUGUGACAGUAUACGGAUGGUUUGAACCCCGUCACAAUUCCGGCAGAUAUUAGUCAAAACAUAGAAGUAUUGAAAUACAAAAUGUUGUACAGUGUCCUGAAGAGAAAUAGUACGAUAUAUAGGGAUAUACACCCGUUGUUAUUAUGUCCAUAAUACAAUAUUUUGGGAUGUAGCUGACACGGUGAUGAUCCUUUAGUCAGAGAACGGAGUGUUAAACCGUCAAGUGGAUUUAAAGCCGGGAAUCGAUCUUAGUACGUAACGCAUCUAUAUAUAAAUUUUGAUUCUAAUCCCGGUUUUUAUUUAAAAUUGAUGCCUCCAUUUACCGGGUGUGUGUUCGUGGGGAGUAGUGAUGUUGUGGGCGCUGUAAGUGAAUACGUGUUCCAUACCUAGAGGAAGUAUAUCCUUUAAUAACCUAGGAUUUCCUUGGUCUGGAUUUAUAUUUUUUUCCCAAUAUUUUACCCAAUAAAUUGGGGAUCUCAUGAUAGCCCGAACGCCAGACCUCCGACGGCCAGAUGAAACGCUAGUGUAUCUAACAUGGCCACUAGCAAGAGGACUCGGAAACUUAGCCCAUUAUGAGGAGAAGAUUCUCGCCCAUUAAACUUAUAUGCAGGUUGUUGACGCUGCUGCUCAUUUUACAUUGGUGUGCUGUGAACGCUUCAGGAAACCCUGAGGUUUUCCAAAUUAAGGAUUUUGAAGUGAUAGAUACCGACGAAACAAAUCCUGGUGACGUGAUUACCUCCCUUUCGUACCGCUACAGUAUUUGGAACCGGUGUACGCGACGCUAUCUCCGGAUACGAAAGCCGGGCAGGAACGGAGUCGACGCAAAAGGAGAUAAAUUCGCCAACUACACCUCAAUCAUCAUUGAAUCGAUAGGACAGAAAGGCCUUGUGAGGAUAAAGGGAGAGAAAAGUGGACUGUACUUGUGUUAUUCUAGGCGGGGAAGGCUCCGCGCUAAAGUAAGGCAUUCGGAGUACUGUACCUUCAACUGGGUCGUUAAUGAUGACACUAGACAUGACGAAUUCAGGCUGAAUGUGAACAGUAAUUGGUACAUCGGUUUUAAGAAAAGGAGAAAGAAAUCACGAAAAGGUUUUGGCAAACCUCUACUUGGAUAUUUCUACCAAAACGUCAAAAUGAGGAAGUGCUAUCAAUUCCUAGUAACGCCUUUAGACGCGCGGCCACAACAACCUAAGCCACCGAUCAACUGGGACGAUGACGAUUUAAUUAAUUACGAUCCAGAGGGACAGUUCAUAAGGUGGACAAGAAAACACAGAUCUAGACUUCGAAAACAAAAUAAGCAUCGCUUCGGUCGUGGUAUGAAAAAGAAUGGACGACGAAAACAUCGAAAUAAAGUGAAUAGAUGAAAUUUAUUUAUUUAUCCUUAGGAUUUAACCAAUUACCAGUAAUUCACUGCGGGCUAGACCAAAGCUGAAAACAUUCCGCAUGCGCAUGCGCUGUUUUUGUACGCUUUGUUCCUUGCAACCCGAAGCCCAAGCGGCAUGGCCAGUACAGAAAAAGGAACCUUUCGGCAAUAUCGCAUAACAUUUUAUCGUUUCGUUGCGAUAAUACGCAAACAGAAUGCAGAAUUUUGCAUCGUUUGGACUCCUGUGUCUGGUCACGUGAUCCCAUUGUGUGGAGAAAUGUGUUCCAAACCAUGACGUCAGGUUAUGUUAUUGAUCAUGUGAUCGGAAAAAUCUCAACAAAAAUGGUCCGAAAGAGGUCCGUAAAAUGAGCAGUUCAGUGCGACAAAAGUAUUGUCUUUCGAAUAACAGACGUAUUGGGGUGGAUAAACACCCAUGUGAUAUGAUGUGACUGUAUCGGUCACACACCAGACAGGACUGACAUCUACAUUGUAUAUUGUGAAUGGCAAUUCGUAUUGGAUAUUUUAUACCAUUUUCAUUCAUGCCAGUAAACCAUAUUCAUCUCCCAUUCACAUUAAAUGCUGUAUAUGUAUCUAUAUAUAUAUAUAUAUAUCGUCCGGUUAUUGUCAGUACUGGAUUGGCCCAUGUAUCGGUGACAAUGGGAAACUUCAUCUUGAAUGCAAAUCCUUGAGACGCUCAAGUCAAUGCUACCUCGGGUGCCGGUGAUGAUGACGUCAUUGAGAAAAAAACAUGAAUAACGUGGAUUAGAGUUUGGCUAAACGUCUAGAUGACAUUUGAACUUUUGAUCCUAUUUUAGGCUAUCGGCAUGUACCAGAUGACAUGCAUCUCUAGCACAUCUGAGGGUGAUUAGGCGUCACAGUGUCGACUGCCCGAGGUUCGAGUGACCAUCGACGGCGGAACACUGGCUUUUUUAGUUAUCUUCAAUAUGAAUAAAAAGUCGGUAACACGGGUAUUUAAAUGCAUUUCCAUAUGCAAUCGUACAUCUAUUUCAUUUCUCUGGGUUUCUACUCUCCCCAUCCUCGUAUAACAAUGUCAGUAAACAUGGUUAAUGUUUUUACACAGUAAACUUCAAAUGCCAGUACAAAUUUUACCCUUAACUAUUUAAUGAUUUCAAAUCGGUCAGUAACUCGUAAAUCAGCUAAUUGAAUGAAUUUGUUUUGGUGAUCCUGUUCACAAAUUGUUUUUGGAACAAAUCAACGCUUCGCUGUACGUUUGUCUUUCAAUUCCGACAUUUUAACGUCUAACUACUGUAGGUUUCUUUUAUACCUAUUGAGCUUUUUCCUUUAUUGACUAAACGUAAACAGCAUUGUUAUCGAUGCAUAUACCAAGGUUUUUUUUUCACAUCUGAAGUAUUUGGCUAUGCAUAAUAUUUCCCGACGAUUUUGCGAUAAAUUUUCUGUUCUGUUAAUGGGAUCAUAUAAAAUCUAAGUAAAUAAACCUUAAUUAAAAACUGUAAAUGAUCUACACAUAAUAGGUAGUUAUACAUCAAUCAUUUUGCAUGGACAUGAACGGCAAUGAAUUGACAAAGGAAGAUGUAUGCAUGUGUGUAUAAAUGAUCAUCUCACUGAAAUAUAUAUCGUCUAGUCUAUAUUUAGGCUUAAAUGAAUGUAGCCGUAAUAUCAAUAAUCCUCAUAAGCAUUAGAACAUGUGUGUAUGUAAUAUGUCGAUUGUUCAGGGAACGCCCAUGCAACCCUUGUCAUGUACUUACCUGGUGUACCGCUACCAAAUGGCCGCUUCACUGCCACAAGGAGUGAAGUCGGAACACAUCUAUGUAGUUAAAACACAUAAAAAGUUCAAUCUUAAUUGUUAAUUGUUUCCUAGUUAAUACAAUGCAUUGUUUGAGUUGUAAAAUACUUUAAAAUGUACUUAUUUAUUGUAUUAUGUAAUUUAAAUUAUACAUAAUCAAACCAAUCUUAGAAUUAUCGAUCAAUGUAAUUUUGAUUUGGAAUUAAAUGUUAAUUACAUUGGAUCAAAUGAGGAAUAAUCUCUUUCUUCUUCCUUUUUUAGUUAUUUUCAUCAGUUAUUUUUAUCAGUUACCUAUGUCUGAGCGCGAGAACCACACUCCGGCCAGUAUCUAUAUUUAACAUUGUAAUAGUGGUAGUUACGUGAUGAAUGACGUCAUCAAAAACGAUAAUUUGACACAUGCAAUUGAAAUCUGUUUUUGCCGUAAUAAUAUAUUAAACAGGGGGUCUUUGUUGGAAUUAUUCAAAAUAUUUAAUGCAUUUCAAAGAAAUAUUAAUGAAUUACAAAUGUUUCCCUUCAAAUUAAAAUCAGACAUCCCAGUCAAAUUGUAAACAUUGAUGUUAUUGUUACAUGAAGAAUGAGUGUUGUACGUUAUUACAUUUUACACUGAGUGUAUAGUAAAUAUCUGUUGGUCCUUUAAUGAGUCGCCGAGGUGAAAUCGAUGCCUAUAGUUAUCUAUAUAUGCUUUUCGUUGUAAGGGAUUACCCUAUUAAAAGGUAAUCCUACUGUAAGGGUCGUCCCAGGCCCAACAAACCUUGUUUAAUGUAAAUAUCAGUUGUAUUGUAAUUGUUACAUACGCCAAAGACAUAUUUAUUAAAGAAAUCGUGUACAAAUGAAAAACCUGUUGAUGUACAUAAUGUUACUCUGUCCCGUCAAAUAUUGUGUAUUGACAACAACUGUUUGGUACACAUGAGGAACGCAUUAAAACCAACAGAAACAAUGUAA
This is a messenger RNA of Pecten maximus, 4393 nucleotides long. RefSeq lists its product as uncharacterized. The coding region runs from base 899 to 1687 and encodes 262 amino acids. Lineage: Eukaryota; Metazoa; Mollusca; Bivalvia; Pectinida; Pectinidae. The record is from RefSeq and is a predicted model, not a curated record. The transcript is spliced from 5 exons. Gene Ontology annotation, molecular function: growth factor activity.